This is a messenger RNA of Pseudogymnoascus destructans, 303 nucleotides long. RefSeq lists its product as uncharacterized. The transcript has a single exon. The record is from RefSeq and is a predicted model, not a curated record. Bases 1 to 303 code for a protein of 100 amino acids. NCBI's taxonomy places the organism in Eukaryota, Fungi, Ascomycota, Leotiomycetes, Thelebolales, Thelebolaceae.
AUGACGGCAGGAAGCUCCUCGGGGGAGCAUGAGCUCAAGAGGCAAGAGGUACCGGCGAUGCCAAUUUCGAUUUGCUUGGCGGAAGUGCAGGCGCAAGCGUUGUCACCAGGAGUGCAUGAUGCGGCGACGAUGGCGGAGGAGAGACAGGCGGUUGCGCAGUCGGGGAUAGCUUGGGCGUGGAUGAGAACGGGGAGGAGAGGAACGGAUAGCACGGAAAGCUUCAUUCUGACGGGAGUGCGAUUGUUGGUUGUAAUGUCAGAUGGAGAGUUCAAUUAUCAACGCCGGUAUAGGUUGGAAGAGUAG